AUGAAUAAGAACAGCAGACUCCACACUGAUUCCAACUUACAGAACACAGUUUUCUCUGAAAUUGGCAUUGGAAUCUUGGCUAACAGCAUCCUGCUUCUCUUUCACAUCCUCAAGCUCAUUUAUGGGCAGAAGCCCAAACCCAUGGACCUGCCCAUUGGUUUCUUGGCCUUAAUCCACCUGAUUAUGCUACUGAUUACAACAGUCGUAGCUACAGACAUUUUUAUUUCUUGGAAAGGAUGGGAUGACAUCACAUGUAAAUUCCUUGUUUACACAUACAGAAUUUUUAGGGGCUUCUCCCUGUGUACCACUAGCCUGUUGAGUGUCCUCCAGGCAAUCAUCCUCAGUCCCAGAAGCUCCUGUUUAGCAAAGUUCAAACAUAAGUCCCCCUAUCACAUCUUACAUGCCCUGCUGCUCCUGAAUGUCUUCUAUAUGUUGAUUAGCAGUCACCUCUUAGUAUCGAUUAUCGCUACACCCAAUCUGACCUUAUAUAACUUUAUGUAUGUUAGUCAAUCCUGCUCAAUUCUACCCAUGAGUUACCUCAUGCAAAGUACAUUUUCCACUCUGUUGGCCCUCAGAGAAGCCUUUCUUAUUGGUCUCAUGAUCCUCUCCAGCGGGUACAUGCUGGCUCUCCUGUGCAGGCACAAGAAGCAGGUCCGGCAUCUCCACAGCACCAGCCUUUCUCCUAAAGCAUCUCCAGAGCAAAGGGCCACCCAGAUCAUUCUGGUGCUCUUGAGCUUCUUUGUGCUGAUGUCCAUCCUGGACAGCAUUAUCUCCUGCUCAAGAACUAUGUUCCUGAAAGAUCCAACAUCUUACUAUAUCCAACUCUUUGUGGUCCAUAUCUAUGCCACAGUCAGUCCUUUUGUAUUUAUGAGCAUGGAAAAACAUAUAGGUAACUUGUUGAGGUCCAUGUGUGAGGGCGAUAAAUGUGGUCCCAGUGAAGAACCAGCGUCUUCUAUUCAAACUCUCAGUGCCCUCGCCUGA
Phodopus roborovskii (desert hamster) is the source of this 981-nucleotide messenger RNA. Its product is annotated as vomeronasal type-1 receptor 48-like. NCBI's taxonomy places the organism in Eukaryota, Metazoa, Chordata, Mammalia, Rodentia, Cricetidae. Gene Ontology annotation, biological process: G protein-coupled receptor signaling pathway. Gene Ontology annotation, molecular function: pheromone receptor activity. The record is from RefSeq and is a predicted model, not a curated record. Gene Ontology annotation, cellular component: membrane.